Molecule: messenger RNA, 1233 nt
Organism: Penicillium griseofulvum
Lineage: Eukaryota; Fungi; Ascomycota; Eurotiomycetes; Eurotiales; Aspergillaceae
Product: Zn(II)2Cys6 transcription factor
Exons: 1
Coding region: 1-1233 (410 amino acids)
Biological process (GO): aflatoxin biosynthetic process; regulation of DNA-templated transcription
Cellular component (GO): nucleus
Molecular function (GO): DNA binding; DNA-binding transcription factor activity, RNA polymerase II-specific; zinc ion binding
Source: RefSeq, a predicted model, not a curated record
AUGGCUGGAGACUCGAUCCGCAGCACUCGGCCUGAAAAGCUACGAUCUAGCUGUGAUCGAUGUGGCACGGCCAAAGUGAAAUGCGACAAGGAACAACCAGAAUGUGGGCGGUGCAUCUCACAUGGCGUACCCUGCAUCUAUGGGGUUUCGCGUAAGAUGGGAAAGCCCCCACGACGUGUCAGUCUGUCUCGAUCCACGAGCGACACCGUCACGACUACCCAGAGCAGUAGUGAAACCAGCAGUGGGGGCAUGCCGCUGGAUCUGGAGCCCUCUCCUAGAACGGAUAUGAACACUUGGGAUCAUAUGGAUGAAGACAGCAGUCAGACAUUCAUAGACAUUCUGGAUGCCGGAGGAAUCUUGAACCAUAAUCUUCCAAUACCGAUGAUACCGAAUCUACCGUUGGAUUACAACGAGUGGACUAUCUCAGACCAAACCAGUGUCAACGUCCUUUGCCCUUUUCGAUCCUCUCAGCAAUCUCCAACACAAGGGGAAGAUCUGACGUCCAUGGCUUUCCAGUGGCAAUGGGAUGGGAGUGUCGAACAAGGGUCUAUAUCCCCGGAAGUUGCCAACGACCAUGACUGUCAACGGAAAUCUCAUGAGAUCCUUGAAAGUUUAUCCGUCCACAACAUCGGCAAGUCAGAAGCGGACGAACUCCCACCACCGGCUGGGUUCGCCCUGAAAACAGAGACUACAGUGAACGGAGUGCCACUAGACUUGGUGCUUCAGCUUAAUCGCGAGGCGACUGAGCGCCUAAUUCAGCUCGUUUCUUGCCCCUGUGCACGAAUCCCGUCGGUUGCAUUACUCUAUGCAUCGAUCAUCUCCCGGAUCCUGGCGUGGUACGAGCAGGCUGCUUGCUGCACACAGCCUUCUCCUUUGUCGAGCCUUGCUAGUACGACGGCAGGGAGUAUUUUAACAUCCAGCGACUCUAGUAGAGGUGCAUCCUCACCACCUAUGCAACCUCCAGAGGUAUCGGUCGCACCGUCCCGAAUGAUGAUUGGGACAUUCAAUGUGGAUGAUCCUCGCCUCCAGACUAUGAUGAAUAUACACCUGCUAUCUGGCGAGAUGAAACGAGUCAAGGAUGUUAUCGACCAAUUCGGUUCACAAACCGGCUGCUCAACUCCGGCGACAGGGCAAAUCGGAGGCCUUUGUUUGAGUCUCAACUCAUGGCUUAAGCAGGAUUAUUCAAGGAUUUUGCAUAUGAUGCAAGCUGAAUUGAGGGAACUGAGCAUUUGA